This is a messenger RNA of Musa acuminata AAA Group (dessert banana), 1887 nucleotides long. RefSeq lists its product as uncharacterized. The coding region runs from base 335 to 1564 and encodes 409 amino acids. The transcript has 14 exons. The record is from RefSeq and is a predicted model, not a curated record. Lineage: Eukaryota; Viridiplantae; Streptophyta; Magnoliopsida; Zingiberales; Musaceae.
CUCCACUUCACGGAAUGGACGCGACCGAGACCAGAAAGCGCCUCACUCCUCCUCCUCCGCCACUUCUCCGCCCUUGACUCGUAGGCAACAAUCCAUCGCAGCUUUCUUCCUACAGAGAGAAGAAAACCGACCCCUAAAGUAACCUCCACCAGCCCCAUCUCACUGUUCUUAUCGGGAAGCGGCAUCCUUCGAGAAGACUCGAAUUGUUUUGGGAGUCCUACAUCGGCUUGGUUCUCUUCUCCGUGCGAGCGGUUGAGACCUUCUGAUAUACCCAAACCUCCUUUGCGGGGAGGUCCCCUCUUCCUUCUGGUUUCAUGGUUGCUUCCUCUUCCUUAUGGGUCCUCUUGUAACCGAUCCCUCAAGUCGGAGAUUAUGCUUUUGUAGCAUCUCCCAUGCAGCUGCUUUCCUAUGUUUUGUGUUCAUCCUUGGGACCUCCUUUGUUGUAUUUGAUUAUGAGGAGAAAGUGUCGACUGGGGCAUCAACUGACUUUGUAGGGAUAACUCGAGGCACAUCAGAGAUUGGCCUAUCAAACUUGCAGGCCCGACAAGCUGAUUCAUGGUCUCAUGACACCAAUUUGGGGACCACCGGGUUCAACUCAUGCAAGAGUACAUGCAUAUCUUCGGGAAGUGAACCAUUGCCAAAAGGAAUUGUUUGCCAGACAUCAGACAUGGAAAUGGUGCCUCUAUGGGGUCCUCCAAAUGGAAAGGAAAAUAACAUUUUGCAAAAGAGCUUAUUGGCGAUGCCAGUUGGAAUUAAACAAAAGGAAAUUGUAAAUCAAAUCAUAAUCAAGUUUGCUUCCAGUGACUUCACUAUAAUUCUUUUUCACUACGAUGGUGUUGUUGAUGAAUGGAAAGACUUACAAUGGAGUGGCAGUGCUUUACAUAUUUCUGCAAUCAAUCAAACAAAAUGGUGGUUUGCUAAACGCUUUUUACAUCCAGACAUAGUUGCACCAUACAAGUAUGUCUUCCUAUGGGAUGAGGAUCUUGAAGUGGAAAAUUUUCAUCCUGAAAAAUACUUAACAAUUGUUGAAAGGGAAGGCUUGGAGAUAUCACAGCCUGCACUUGAGCCAGCGAAAUCUAGGAUUCACCAUCAGAUUACUGUUCGUUCAAGGAAAGGAGAUGUACACAGAAGGAUGUACAAGUUCAAUGGUGGCAGCAAAUGUUACCAGAACAGUAGUGCUCCUCCUUGCACUGGGUGGGUAGAACUGAUGGCCCCCGUCUUCUCAAGAGCUGCCUGGCGUUGUGCAUGGCAUAUGAUUCAAAGUGACUUGAUUCAUGCAUGGGGUCUUGAUAUGAAACUUGGUUACUGUGCUCAGGGUGAUCGGAGCAAAAAUGUUGGAGUGGUGGACAGUGAAUACAUAGUUCAUAAGGGAUUGCCUACACUUGGUUGGUUUGAUGAUAAGACGGUAUCUUCUGAAAGACCUGCUGCCAACAACAGAUAUGCGGUGAGGCAGCGAUCUUAUGUUGAAUCAGAGAUCUUCAGGAAAAGAUGGCAGAAGGCUGUAUCAGAAGAUAAUUGCUGGUCCAAUCCAUAUCCUGAACCUAAGACAAACCCUGGACGAUAGUAGUAAACUUUCAACAUAAACUAACUCAAACAAUUAAGUACAAAUUAGUUAACCACACUAUACAGUUCACUGUCAAGCUCGACACAUGGAGAGUUGUCAUCAGCUGCCAAGAUGAAAUCAAUCACAAUAAAAAAAAGUCUCAUGUAAAGUGGCCAUCUGUUUCAGAGUCAUAGCAACAAAUGUAUAGCUCAAUUCUCUAAUAAUGUUUUCAAUUCUUUGUCAAUGAUAAUAGAUUAUAGAUGUAUGUUUUUUAUUCUUUCAUUUAACAUGACUGGCCUGUAAUUUCUAUUUUAUAGUCAGUCUGAGCUGCCUCAUCACUUUUA